Molecule: messenger RNA, 2766 nt
Organism: Hemiscyllium ocellatum (epaulette shark)
Lineage: Eukaryota; Metazoa; Chordata; Chondrichthyes; Orectolobiformes; Hemiscylliidae
Gene: zdhhc8b
Product: zinc finger DHHC-type palmitoyltransferase 8b
Exons: 11
Coding region: 230-2578 (782 amino acids)
Biological process (GO): protein palmitoylation
Molecular function (GO): palmitoyltransferase activity
Source: RefSeq, a predicted model, not a curated record
UUCUCUCCUGCCUCCCGCCCGCUUCCCCCACCCCCCACCUCCCGCCUCGGCCUCGGCCCCGGCCUUCAGGCCUCCUCCGCUCGUUAAGCUCGGUCUGUGUGCUUGUUGGCGGCCAGGUGGUUCCAUUUAAUCGUUUUUAUUUUAUUUCAUAUUUGUUGUUGUUGUUGUCGUUGCGCGCGCGGCUCAGCCCCUCACUCUGUUGCUGUCGAGACUAUGUGGAAAUUACAGGAUGCCCAGUGGAAAGAAAUUUAAACCCACCAAAUACAUACCGGUGUCCACAGCCGCCGCUUUGCUUGUUGGUGCUACCACCUUAUUCUUCGUCUUCACGUGUCCUUGGCUAACAAAAGAGAUCUCUCCAGCAAUUCCAAUCUACAAUGGACUCCUGUUUCUGUUUGUUUUGGCAAACUUCAGCAUGGCAACAUUUAUGGAUCCUGGAAUAUUUCCACGAGCUCAUGAGGAUGAGGAUAAGGAUGAUGACUUUCGAGCUCCACUCUAUAAGAACGUGGAAAUCAAAGGAAUCCAAGUACGGAUGAAAUGGUGUGCGACAUGUCAUUUUUAUCGGCCACCGCGAUGCUCUCAUUGUAGUGUAUGCGACAAUUGUGUUGAGGAUUUUGAUCAUCACUGUCCAUGGGUAAACAAUUGCAUUGGGCGAAGAAACUACCGCUACUUCUUCCUCUUCCUCCUCUCCCUUAGUACACACAUGAUUGGUGUUUUUACCUUUGGACUGAUUUAUGUAUUAAAACAUAAAGAAGAACUUGCUGCUCCACACACUGCCAUCACCAUGGCUGUUAUGUGUAUAGCAGGUCUUUUCUUCAUCCCUGUCGUAGGUCUGACAGGAUUUCAUAUGGUUUUAGUUGCCAGGGGACGGACAACAAAUGAACAAGUAACUGGUAAAUUUCGAGGUGGUGUAAAUCCAUUCACCCGAGGAUGCUGUGGUAAUGUGGAAUAUGUAUUAUGUAGUCCUUUAGCUCCAAGGUAUGUGGUCGACUAUAAAAAGAAAGAGUUGAUAACAAUAAAAUCUCCUUUCGUCAGACUUCCAUUGUCUGAAAGGCAAGUUGCACUCAAGAUAAAUGACAAUGGAAUUCAGGACAAUCUGAAAAGGACCAAGUCUAAAGGAAGUUUGGAAGCUUUGGAAGUUCCAUCAACAGACAUCGAGCCUCCACUCCCGCCUAAACUUGGUCCAAGCAAAUAUGCAAAUCUUAAGAAUCAACUCACCGCUUCAACUAAUGAAGAUAGUGGUCUCUCAUCCAAGCCCAUCAACCCACCCACUCCUGCCAUGUUUAAGUAUCGACCAACAUUCAGCAGUUCAGAUGCAAACCCCAAAGUCCUCUACCAUGCUGCUAGUGAUAAGAUUUCCACACAAGAGGGACAUAAAGAGGGAGCUAUUAUGGAAGAGUGCAGCAGGGCCCAUGAUUACAGGUCCGAGCCAAAUCUCGAUAUUCCUGACUACAGAUCGCCAUCUCUUCACAAGACGUACCAGUCAUCCCCCUUCCAACUUGAUUCACUCUCUGUUAAUUCUCGUACUCUGAGCCUGAAAUCUGCCCACAGGAGAGGAACAGAUAAGGUUCAGAUACACCAAAUGAAGUCUGAUGGCUCAUCCCCCAAUCCGUACAAAAACAUUUUUGGUCCAAAUUCAUUGUCCAACAGGAAUGGAAGCCUGUCGUAUGAUAGUUUGUUGAAUCCCACCACUACACACCCUGGGGUAGAUACCACUGUACAUACUGGAGUGUCGGCUGUGGGAUACCAUUCACCAUACCUGUCGGCCAAAAUGUGCCAGAUCCGAGGGGUGAAUUUCCAGCGCCAGCCUGUGCAAGGUUACAGUCCCAAUCAUAGAGCCUCACCACCGCACCAACGGGAACCUUCACCUGUCCGAUAUGACAACCUCUCGAAGCAAAUCAUGGCCUCCAUUCAGGAGCGAAAGGCAAUGGAAGAAAGAGGGCAACUCCUUCGACCCUCACCUGAUUCAGUGUUUCUAGAUUCAGGGGCACAUGACACACCUGGGUCAUAUAACCUACAGCAAGUGAACACUUUACCGGAUGACUCGAGAAGGACAACCAUUGGUAAAUAUGGUUCACGAGAUAAUCUUCUGUCUCCUGGCAACUACAGCACAAGGAACCCAGUAAUGCGCACAUCUGCUUCCUCCCUCUCGAGCACGGUGUCAAGGGUGACAAGGACUUCGACAAGUUCCCUUCAUGCAGAUAUAGCAAACAACAAUGUGCAGUCCCACCACACUUUGCAAAGCAGAGCUGUUGAGACUUCAUACAGGUCUCCGGGUCAUCAAAUCACAUCUUCCUCAUUAGUCAGGUCCCCCUCCUAUGGGAGCCAAAAGCCUCUGUCCUUCGUCACUGCUAUGGAAAUGUCAGAAGGUGUGCCUCAGCCUCUGAUUACCCCCUGUGAUGAGGUUCAGAUGAAGGCAGCUCACAGCAAAAUUAAUGGACAGCCAAAACGUUUAUCCAGGAUGGAUAGCCGGAUAAGCUCAACUUCUAGUUCCCAUGGUGCUAUGGUCAGUCCCACCAGGCAGCCCAACGUGAAAAAAGUGUCGGGUGUAGGUGGGACCACCUAUGAGAUCUCGGUGUGAACAGCCAUCAACCACGGCAGCUGUAAAGCUGGAUGCACUGUGAAGACUAUCGCAGCAGCUGUGUGUUAUUUUUUGCCCAACAAGCUGCAGCCUUAUUUCUCUAGAAAUAGUUUUACAACAAAUCAGAAACAUGGUUUCAAUUCAGGGCAGGCCCACUGCAAACGUUUCUUUUGUCAUUUUAUUUUCUC